AACCUCAGCUACACCUGCCGGUCUAAUCGUGACUGCCAGAUCGACCAGCAUCACCGGAACCAGUGCCAAUACUGCCGCCUCAAGAAGUGCUUCCGGGUGGGCAUGAGGAAGGAGGUCUCUGGAUAUCUGCUUCCCCCCUAUUCCAUCCCUCCUCCUUCCUGGCACCUCUCCCCCCCCUCUCUACCCUCCCCAUGUUCCUUCACACUCCCCCUUACCAUUUUCAUCAUUCCUCCCCCACCUCCUCACCCCUCAUCCCUUCUCCCCUCCUCCGCAGAAUAUGGCUGCCUCAAGGCCAUCGCGCUGUUCACACCUGAUGCCUGUGGCCUUUCAGAUCCAGCACACGUGGAGAGCCUACAGGAGAAGGCACAGGUGGCCCUCACUGAGUACGUGCGGGCCCAGUACCCGUCCCAACCCCAGCGCUUCGGGCGCCUGCUGCUGCGGCUCCCCGCCCUGCGUGCUGUCCCUGCCUCCCUCAUCUCCCAGCUGUUCUUCAUGCGCCUAGUGGGCAAGACGCCUAUUGAGACGCUGAUUCGAGACAUGCUGCUGUCUGGAAGUACCUUCAACUGGCCCUAUGGCUCAGGCCAGUGACUGGACAGGACCCGUGGCCCAGUGGCCUGGUCUGCAGACCUCAAGGGAUGUGGCUGCUCGAGCCUCAGGGGGAUUCCCCAGACAGAGGACUCCAGCCUCUCUCCUCAGACUCCUGUUUUUUAAAGACUGUGAAUGUU
Messenger RNA from Myotis davidii, 725 nucleotides. RefSeq names its product nuclear receptor subfamily 2 group F member 6 (gene NR2F6). Gene Ontology annotation, biological process: cell differentiation; anatomical structure development; negative regulation of transcription by RNA polymerase II. The transcript has 4 exons. The record is from RefSeq and is a predicted model, not a curated record. The annotation marks the transcript as partial. Gene Ontology annotation, molecular function: nuclear receptor activity; RNA polymerase II cis-regulatory region sequence-specific DNA binding; zinc ion binding. NCBI's taxonomy places the organism in Eukaryota, Metazoa, Chordata, Mammalia, Chiroptera, Vespertilionidae.